Messenger RNA from Aspergillus luchuensis, 366 nucleotides. RefSeq lists its product as uncharacterized. Lineage: Eukaryota; Fungi; Ascomycota; Eurotiomycetes; Eurotiales; Aspergillaceae. The transcript is spliced from 2 exons. The record is from RefSeq and is a predicted model, not a curated record. Gene Ontology annotation, molecular function: oxidoreductase activity, acting on paired donors, with incorporation or reduction of molecular oxygen; heme binding; monooxygenase activity. The coding region runs from base 1 to 366 and encodes 121 amino acids.
AUGUCCCUGCUAGUGAGAGCCAUUGUUGGCCUGCUUGGCCUUGUCAUUCUCAGGUCCUUCUUAACCCGCAAAAGGUUUCCGGCCCCACUCCCUCCGGGCCCGAAGCCAAAGCCGAUCAUCGGGAACCUGUUCGACCUACCGGCCAAUGGAGAAGCAGAUUGGCUGCAUUGGUACAAGCACAAGAAGACAUAUGGCCCCAUCAGCUCGGUACAGGUCUUUGGAGAGACCCUCAUAAUCAUUAACGAUGCCCGGAUUGCGGUUGAGUUGUUGGAGAAGCGUUCAGCUACACACUCAGACCGACCUAGCUUGACAUUUAUCGAGAUUUUUGCAGCCACCGCCCCCCAGGACCGGUUAAUUCGCUGCUAA